Messenger RNA from Paraglomus brasilianum, 334 nucleotides. The record is from the annotation of a GenBank genome assembly. Lineage: Eukaryota; Fungi; Glomeromycota; Glomeromycetes; Paraglomerales; Paraglomeraceae.
AUGACCAAUCACACUGAUAUAGAGACAGCACAAUUCCAAGUUAUUAAAACUGCUUUGCGUAAAGGCAGAAAAUAUGAUAAUCUUGCGAAAAAUUAUGGUGACUUUUUAAAGAAAUUACGGGCUGAAAAAAAUCCAAAUGACUAUAUUAAGUCAAUCGCUGUAAAAAUGUUUCCUAACGAAGAAGCAUAUACUCUAAGGCUAGAAAAUUAUCGCAAAAGAUAUGUCGAUAAUGAUUUGUUUAACAGCCUAGAGAAAUUAUAUAUACUUUACUAUCAAAUAGCCAAGGAGGAAAAUCGUGAAAGAUCUGAAGAAGAGGUAGAACAGAUGUUAAAAG